AUGGUUGAUAGAAAAGCUGAAUUGUUAAAAUCUAAUUCAAUUGAAUCGCUCGACGAACGAGUGUUAUUCUACCACACUUUUUUCACAAAUAAUUUUUAUAUUAAUAACAACGGAAAUACUCAUAAUAAUGGUGAAAAUAAUGUUGAUGACAACACCUUAAACACCAAUACUGAAAAAAUCGAUGAUGAUACUUUAAAACUGAAGAAGGAAGAUUUGAAAAAUGGUUUCGAAAAUCUAGAAAAUUGCGUGGAAAAGGAACAACGAGUUCGAAACAGUUACUGGAAUUUUUUAAAUAUUAUUAAUGGUUGUUUAAGUGACAAAUGUUUGAGAGAAUAUCCAGAUAUUUUUCUUUUAGCUAUUGGGACUUAUCCGCCGGUUAAUAAUAAGGCUCUUGAACGAAUGCAAUAUAAAAACCGACAACAAUCACUCCUCAAGAAAAUACCAAUCAAUGUAGAAUUUAAUAUGUCUUCAAGUGAAUGGGGGAAAAACUUUAAAAAUAUUAAGGCG
Entrophospora candida is the source of this 507-nucleotide messenger RNA. The record is from the annotation of a GenBank genome assembly. NCBI's taxonomy places the organism in Eukaryota, Fungi, Glomeromycota, Glomeromycetes, Entrophosporales, Entrophosporaceae.